Molecule: messenger RNA, 477 nt
Organism: Rotaria sp. Silwood1
Lineage: Eukaryota; Metazoa; Rotifera; Eurotatoria; Philodinida; Philodinidae
Source: the annotation of a GenBank genome assembly
AUGCUCAUGUUAUUAGAAAACGAUAAUAUUUUGAAAUUAGUUCAAACUGGUAUUGAAAUUGGAGCUAAUAUUGAUUUAGUAGUACGUUCGCUGUUAGAAGAACCAAUUAAGCAACAUUGUGUAUCAGUUACGGCUGAUCUUUGGAUUGAUGAUUUAUGGAAGAGAACUUACUUAGAUUUUACAAUCUUCUUUGCUAAUAAUAUUUCCGAAUUAAAUCAUACAUUAUUACAAUACACACAUUUUGAAGAAGAAAAAUCUGGAAUUAAUAUUUGGUAUGAAACUGAAGAAAUUUUCAAAUCAUUUAAUUUAUCAUUUGGUGAUACGCCUGUUAAUACUUAUCAGGGAUCAAAUAUGGUUAAAGCUCUAAGUCUAACUGGUGAAGUAAGAUAUUCGAGUUUAUAUCAAUCAGACAAUGCAUUACUGGCUUUAUUACGUCAGCGUGAUGAGCAACAUCGACUUGUACGUAUUGAUCCAUAA